This is a messenger RNA of Xenopus laevis (African clawed frog), 1774 nucleotides long. RefSeq names its product endothelin receptor B subtype 2 L homeolog (gene ednrb2.L). The coding region runs from base 261 to 1562 and encodes 433 amino acids. Gene Ontology annotation, biological process: regulation of blood pressure; blood circulation; enteric nervous system development. Gene Ontology annotation, molecular function: endothelin receptor activity; G protein-coupled receptor activity. NCBI's taxonomy places the organism in Eukaryota, Metazoa, Chordata, Amphibia, Anura, Pipidae. The transcript has 8 exons. Gene Ontology annotation, cellular component: membrane; plasma membrane. The record is from RefSeq and is a predicted model, not a curated record.
CAGUAUAUAGUCUCCAGCCACACCGACAGCCUCAUCCAAAGGCAUCAGCAGUCUGGAAACACACAGCUCAAAGAGAAAGUGGAAUUGUAGCUGUCUGUUUGACGAUCCAGGAUCAAGUCAGCUGCUCUUUAAUAGUGAUGAAGAGUGUCAUGAAUUAGGAAACCAUGAACUGCCAUACUGUCAGGACACACUCAUUUAAUCCAGAAAGGAUUGCCUGAAAUCUGGAGACCUUUGUUUAAAAGUGAUUGUGCCCUAGCACUAUGGCUACCCGUUUUUUCUUAUUCGUUGCAUGGAUGGCAUGGCAAAUGGUUGGUGUUUGUUGCCAGGAUUCCCAAACACAGCAGAAUAUUCCAGACAUUUCAAAUCCAUCUCAAGAAUUAAACCAAGAGCAAGCUCAUCGCAUUGUGCAGCUGGAUUCUAUCCAAAAUGAUGGAGCACUCAACCUGUCCACUGGCAAUGUUUUAAACAUGUCCCCACCUCCACCAUCUCCCUGUGUAUCCAGAGCUAAGAUCAGACUUGCCUUCAAAUAUGUCACAACUAUUUUAUCUUGUGUAAUUUUCCUUGUGGGAAUUGUAGGCAAUGCUACACUGCUUAGAAUAAUUUACAAGAACAAAUGCAUGAGAAAUGGACCCAACGUUCUCAUUGCCAGUCUUGCUUUUGGGGACCUUUUCUACAUCCUAAUUGCUAUUCCUAUCCAUAUCUAUAAGCUUCUGGCUGAGCACUGGCCAUUUGGAGUACAUAUAUGUAAACUGGUGCCAUUUAUACAGAAGGCUUCCGUUGGUGUUACAGUUUUGAGUCUGUGCGCUCUCAGUAUAGACAGGUACAGGGCAGUUGCUUCUUGGAAUCGAAUUCAGGGCAUUGGAAUCCCUGUUUGGAAAGCUAUAGAGCUGACAUUGAUAUGGGCUGUUGCAAUCAUUCUGGCUGUCCCAGAAGCUAUUGCUUUCAAUCUUGUGGAAUUAGACUUUAGGGGGCAAACAAUUUUAGUCUGCAUGUUGCCACUGGAACAAACAUCAGAUUUAAUGAGGUUUUACCAGGAAGUCAAAGUUUGGUGGCUUUUUGGAUUUUAUUUCUGCUUGCCACUGGCUUGCACUGGAGUCUUCUACACGCUAAUGUCCUGCGAGAUGUUGAGUAUAAAGAAUGGCAUGAGGAUAGCUUUGAAUGAGCACAUGAAACAGCGAAGAGAAGUUGCUAAGACUGUGUUCUGCCUGGUAGUGAUUUUUGCCCUAUGCUGGCUGCCUCUUCAUGUAAGCAGUAUUCUUAAAAAAACAGUGUAUGACGGCAGAGAUCCAAACAGAUGUGAACUACUUAGCUUCUUUAUGGUUAUGAACUAUAUUGGGAUAAAUAUGGCCUCACUUAACUCUUGCAUCAACCCUGUGGCACUCUACUUCGUCAGCAGGAAGUUCAAAAAUUGUUUCCAGUCCUGCCUUUGCUGCUGGUGCCACAGACCAACUCUUACCAUCACACCCAUGGAUGAAAAAGGUUCUGGUGGAAAGUGGAAAGCCAAUGGGCAUGAUCUAGUCCUGGACAGUUCUCGCUUAUCUAACAAGUACAGCUCUUCCUGAAAAUCAUCUAACAGCAGGCUAUUAGUCAUGAACUUGGAAUGAACACGAGAGUGUUGCUUGUUGACCUCAGUUCUGUUUAGUUUAGUGUUUCAGAGUUGUGACAAGCAGUUUAAUGACCUGCAUCCAUCCACCACAGAGCUGUGUUUUGGGAAAUACAUCCUCCUCAAACAGGACUGUACUUUUUAUACGUUUAUAAAAUGAUUACAUGCACA